This is a messenger RNA of Silurus meridionalis, 2103 nucleotides long. It is a transcript of the gene zbtb37, whose product is annotated as zinc finger and BTB domain containing 37. The record is from RefSeq and is a predicted model, not a curated record. Gene Ontology annotation, biological process: regulation of transcription by RNA polymerase II. NCBI's taxonomy places the organism in Eukaryota, Metazoa, Chordata, Actinopteri, Siluriformes, Siluridae. Gene Ontology annotation, molecular function: DNA-binding transcription factor activity, RNA polymerase II-specific; RNA polymerase II cis-regulatory region sequence-specific DNA binding; protein binding.
UCGACUCAUUUUCAUACAUGGGGUAUAUACGGGCGUUGAAGAAAUGGGAAAGAACAGCAGCGUGGGGGGCAUUAAAUAAACAUUUUAAGCAGCCAGGGGGCAAUAAGAGUGGGUUAAUGUGAUCUUGGAAGUGUUAUCCGUGUGAGGGAGGAGAAAACGCGCUGAGUCGUGUCGGUUUUUUUGGUGUUCUUUGGCGUUGAAAGAGGCAAGGCGCCUCCCAAAGCUGUUUUUUUUUCGCUUUGGUUUCAGCUGCAGUGGCCGAGCUGCACCGACAUGGCCCUGGGCUCAGCAGCAGCCUCACACCGCUCAGUGUUCACACUCAUCUAUGCAAGCCUGUGUGUUCUCACUACAAAUAACAAAUAAUCUCGGCUCAAAUCAUAUGUAGCCAUAAAACGUCCAAGUGCCGAAAAACUACGGAGUUUCAUCUUGAAAUUAAGAAAAGUGCAGGUCACAUGGAGCGAGCAGGAAGCAUUCAGUUGGACAUCCCGGACUUCAGCAACUCGGUCCUGUCCCACCUGAACCAGCUGCGUAUACAGGGCCGGCUAUGCGACAUCGUCGUGAACGUGCAAGGCCAGAGUUUCCGCGCCCACAAGGUGGUCCUGGCUGCUAGCUCACCCUAUUUCCGGGACCACAUGUCGCUGAGCGAGAUGAGCACCGUGUCCCUGUCGGUGAUCCGCAACCCGUCGGUGUUCGAGCAGCUCCUCUCGUUUUGCUACACGGGCCGCUUGUGUUUGCAGCUGGCCGACAUUAUCAGCUACCUGACGGCCGCCAGCUUCCUGCAGAUGCAGCACAUCAUCGACCGCUGCACACAGAUUUUGGAGGGGAUUCACUUUAAGAUCAGCCUGGCUGACGUAGAGGACGAGCUGCGUGGACGCCGGGGGACGGCACGGACCAUCGAGGCCGAGAGGGGCGCCUCGCGUUCGCUCAGCCCCAGGCAUGGCGCUUCAAGAGUCCUGGCUGCACACGGAAUUGCUAGCGGGGUGAUGGAAGUGAGCGAGAUCAGAGAGGUCAGUCCGCCCGGGGAGUCCAUGAGCCCACAGAUCGUCGAGCACAGCGGGCUCGGGCCCGAAGCUGUAGGUGCAGUGAACGAGCCCAUCCUGCGCAUUAACCGGGCGGGCCAGUGGUAUGUGGAGGCAGGGCCUGACAUAGAGAGGAGCCGGGAUGAGACCAUGCACGUUGUGGAAGGCCUGCGCAUCAAGACCGAGCGCAUGGAGGAGUGGAUGGGGGCAGAGACUCAAGCCUCAGCGGAGGAAGGAAGCGGGACAGAGGAAGGGCCCACAGUGAUGAUCGACACCUCGGGGCGCAGCACGUUGGUGCAGGAGAGCUUCAUUACUGGCGCUUCCAGAGCCAAAAGCUCUCAGCCGUCCAGCAGCUUCAGCGAGUCCGAGAGGUUCAGCCCAACAGGCAGCGUGGUGGUGAUGGCGGAAAGACCCAGAGCCAAAAGCGAGUCUCCAGGAAGAGUGGACGAUCAGAGACAUCCGAGUUCUCAGGCAGAGGAAGCAGCUGUGUUUGACGUGGGAGGGUACGAGGAGUAUCUGCGUGAGCAGGUGGGCGAUCGCUGGUUCCGCUACAACCCUCGCCUCACCUGUAUCUACUGCUGCAAAUCCUUCAACCAGAAGGGCAGUCUGGACCGGCACAUGCGCCUGCACAUGGGCAUCACGCCGUUCGUGUGCCGCAUGUGCGGGAAAAAGUACACGCGCAAGGACCAGCUGGAGUACCACAUCCGCAAGCACACCGGCAACAAGCCCUUCCACUGCCACGUCUGCGGCAAGAGCUUCCCAUUUCAAGCCAUCCUCAACCAGCAUUUCCGCAAGAACCACCCGGGCUGCACGCCGCACGAGGGCUCUCACAGCGCCUCUCCUGAAACCACCACCACCACCAACAAUAACGUCAACAACGCCAACGUAAACGCCGCCACGCCGCGCCGCGCUCAGCACGACGACGACGACGAGUCCGAGGGAGGAACCGGCGCAGGAGCCAGAGGGGGAGCGUCGUCUUUCGGCGAGGGUCAACCGUCCGUCUCCACCACUGGACCCGAUUGAAGAGAUCGGGGUCGAUACAACGCACGGUGGGCGAGGAGAAACAUUUUGAGGCUUUGAGUAU